CACAACACCGAUUGAAUUAAAGUCAAGAUGGCGACCGAGGGCGAAUACGAGUCGAUCCUGUGUGUGAAACCUGACGUCAACGUUUACCGAAUCCCGCCGCGGGCAUCGAACCGGGGAGUCAGGGCUGCGGAUUGGAAGCUGGACGCCCCUGAUUGGACAGGCCGCAUGAGAGUGACGGCUCGGGGAAAAGUGGCUUUCAUCAAACUGGAGGACAAGAUCUCUGGGGAGCUGUUUGCACAGGCACCAGUGGACGAGUACCCUGGCAUCGCCAUAGAAACCGUCAGUGACUCCAGUCGUUACUUUGUGCUUCGGAUCCAGGAUGAGAGUGGUCGCAGUGCGUUCAUAGGCAUCGGGUUCGGGGACAGAGGAGACUCGUUUGACUUCAACGUGGCGCUGCAGGACCACUUUAAGUGGGUGAAACAGGAGCUUGAGAUCAGUAAGCAGUCUCAGACUCCAGACAACACUCCUAAACUGGACCUGGGUUUCAAAGAAGGACAGACCAUCACUCUCAAUAUCGGGCAAGGCAGAAAGAGAGACAAGUCCCGCCCCCAGAGCGCUGGUGGCUUUGGGCUCCUCCCUCCUCCCCCUGGUGGUGGUGGUGCCAAGAUAGCCCCUCCCCCUAUGUCAAGCUCCUCCAAUGACAACGAAGGUUUAUUCUCAGGGGGAGACUUAUUUUCUACGGGAAGUGACUCGUUUUCAGGGGGUAGUGACACAUUUUCAGGAGGAAACAACACAUUCUCAGCAGGAAGUGACAUGUUCUCAGGGGGAAGUAACACAGGCUGUUUGUUAGACCUGGACAGCAGUAACUCCAACUCUGUGGUGCAGCCGAACCCCAACCCUACAGGCGGCUCGGACAUGUGGGGAGACUUCUCUGCCCCAGAAAAGUCAAUGUCUCCUCUCGCCAACGAUGAUGGUUCCACCAACUGGCAGCAGUUCUGAGGCCCUCCCACAAUCCCUUUCACUUGACCUUCACCUGACCUUUAACCCCUGACCAGAGGAGGACUCCAGCAGAACACUGUAUAUUAUCACCUCAACCUCAGUGUACUCUCUCUCUCUCUUCCCCCUCUCUUUAAUUUUCUCUCUCUCACCCCUCCCCCACUCUCUUCACCCCUCUCCUGGCUUCCUCUCCUUACCAUCCUCUCCUUCUACAUCUUUCCCUCUCAGCCCCAAAGUUACACUCUCUUCCCCCGUCCCCCUCUCCUUGCCCUUCUCUCCCUCUGUCUCUCUAUCUAUUGCAACAGAGUAUGUAUUUAUUGCUGAGAGAAAAGACUGAGGUUAAAUGUCUCUAAAUGAAAGAUGUUACAGAAAGGAAUGAUGGGGGCUCACACUAAUAUAGUCUUGAUAAAUAAAUACAUUAAUUCAUUUA
Salvelinus sp. IW2-2015 is the source of this 1366-nucleotide messenger RNA. Its product is annotated as adaptin ear-binding coat-associated protein 1. Gene Ontology annotation, cellular component: membrane; clathrin vesicle coat. Lineage: Eukaryota; Metazoa; Chordata; Actinopteri; Salmoniformes; Salmonidae. Gene Ontology annotation, biological process: endocytosis. The record is from RefSeq and is a predicted model, not a curated record.